GAAUCGGUCAGUUUGAAUUGUGAAUUAUUGUUACUUUGCAGUAAAAAUAUUCAAUAAAGACGACAUGUAUUUAUUUGGUAUUUUGGUUAUUUGCUCAUCAAUUUCAAUGCCAAAAGCGUUUGACUUGCAUUCAUUAGACUAUAUCGAUGAAAUAAUAUCAUUCGUUACCGAGAGUUCUUCGGAUGAAACAUCCGGUCAACAAUUGGAUCAAUUGAAAAUUGAUAAUGAGAAAAAUUAUGCCAAGAUAAUUAAUAAAUAUUUUACAGAAACUCCGCAUUUGAAUGUAACGGAUGAAGAUUAUGAGGAACUAAAAGGACUGAUUGGAAAAAUUGAUAAAGCUUGGGAACAAUUUGGGACCAAAGACUUAACAGAUCAUGACAAAAAUGAACUGAGCGAUUUGCCUGAGACUCUUAGUCAGCUGUACGAAAUUUAUGUAGGGAAUGAUGGAGAUAAUUUUCCCACUCGCGUUGCUGAAGAUGAACGUCCAGAAUUAUGUGAAAUGAAACGUUAUGAACAAUUUAGACUACGUAAAUUACAUCAAGCAGUUGUUCUAUCUGAGCUCAGAGGAUUUAUUUUGAGUCUCAAGUCAUCGGAUGACGUUGAUAAAACUACAGCACGCGCUAUUUUACAUUCAGAAGAAUAUAUUUUAGCAACGCAAAGUGGGUUCAAAGAAACUACAGAUUUGUUACGUCGCUGUGAUCCACCUAAACAUAUUCGUGGAAAAACAUUUUCGGAAUUUUUGGGUCUAUUUCAAGGGGUUAUUGUCAAUGAUCAACACACAAGUGCAGGUGAUGGUAGGUGUUCAACAUCAUGCGAUGGUCUCGAUUUUUCUCGUAUCGAUAAAUGUUACGGUUAUUAUGAUAGGUAUGAAGAAUACAUAACACAUUGUCAUGAAAAGCGUUGCAAUGGGAUACUUUAUGAUUGUGCUCACAUCGGGAGGACGUACGCCUGUGAACUGAAUAAAAAGUCUGAUAGACGGUUUCAGUGGGCAGAGCUUCUUGACUACAACAGGAAAAUACUAGGCGAAUCUGCGGAUUCGUGUGAGGGAAAGAAAGUUGUCAUAGACGAAAUUACUAAAUCGAGGGAUACUUGUUAUACUUGCUCGUGUACUUGCGCUGAACAAGAUGGCAAGUCUACUGCUAUUAGGACAAUUAGUUUGAUACCACAAUAUGCAGACAUUGAAAAUAAUAUGGUAGUUACUGGAGUAAGUUUCGUGGAAAAAAAUGAAGUAUUCCAUAUUCAAAUUGAGCAAAGUAAAUUAGGACCUUAUGGUGAAAUAGUACCAGGGACAUCAACGUGGAAAAAAUUACCCCGAUUUUCUUAUAAUUCAGAGGACAGUGGCGGCUUUGUCAUAAAGAAUAAUAAUAAAAAAAUUAAAAAAAUAUUAGUCAAUGAGGAAGAUUUUAAAUUUAUUACCCAUGAUAGCAGAACAAUAAAUAUCGAUCAAUUAAAAACACCAAAGGGUGAAAUAAUUGUUGAAGUUACUUUUGCUUAUAAUAAACGAGCAGAAGCUGUUGAAUUAGAAAUUCUUUCUUGGCCGUUUGAUUACAAAACUGGUAAACUAGAAGAUCCCAUUGAUUUGGAUGACGAGGAUGCUGAUUUCGAUAUAGAAUGGAUAAAUUGGCAAAAUACACCAAGACGUUCAAGUGAAUACGAUAGAAAGAGACGUCUUUUAAGUUUGUUGAAAUUGGAUGAUCCCGUAAAAGCAACAAGUGAAAAUGUGCAAUAUUCAUAUCCCAAUGAAGCACUUAAAAUACGAGCUACUGGUUAUGGAUUAGACAUGGCCCAACACACUAUUCCUUAUAUUGAUUUACAGCCGGUAGCAUUAUCAGAUCUAAAAGCACCGCUCAGUGGAUUGGAAUUUAUUUACCGAAGAAAGAAAGGUUAUGGAGGUUUUUUGGGUUUUAAAAUACGUGGGUACGAUUUUUAUGAUUUUUUCGGUAGUGAAAUGUCACAAGAUGAUUUAGACAAAUAUAAAAAUGAUUUCGAUGAAAAUAUUGUUAUUGAUAUACCAACUAAAUCCGAUUAAUUAUAUAAUAAUUAUAUUUUUCUUUGACUAUAUAUUAGUUUAUAAUCAUUUCAACU
This is a messenger RNA of Microplitis mediator, 2085 nucleotides long. RefSeq lists its product as uncharacterized. The transcript is spliced from 6 exons. The coding region runs from base 65 to 2029 and encodes 654 amino acids. Lineage: Eukaryota; Metazoa; Arthropoda; Insecta; Hymenoptera; Braconidae. The record is from RefSeq and is a predicted model, not a curated record.